Messenger RNA from Hevea brasiliensis (rubber tree), 513 nucleotides. RefSeq lists its product as uncharacterized. The coding region runs from base 1 to 513 and encodes 170 amino acids. The record is from RefSeq and is a predicted model, not a curated record. The transcript is spliced from 2 exons. Lineage: Eukaryota; Viridiplantae; Streptophyta; Magnoliopsida; Malpighiales; Euphorbiaceae.
AUGGGGACUGAAGUCACUAAGAGAUACCUAGGAUACUACAGCAGGCUAGAGAGCUAUGCUGAUCCUAGGCUAAAGGAUGUAGAGUUUGCAGUAGGUGAUUAUGUAUUCCUAAAGGUCUCCCCAGUGAAAGAAGUCAUGAGGUUUGGGAAGGAAGGCAAGCUGCCACCUAGAUACAUAGGACCUUUUGAGGUCAUUGAUAAAGUUAAAACAGUUGCUGAUCAGUUAGAGUUACCACUAAGCUUUUCUCACGUCCACCCAGUAUUUCAUAUUUUCAUACUUAGGAAAUACAUAUCUGAUCCUUCUCAUGUGUUACAACCCGAUACAAUGGAGUUAAAGGAAAACCUAACCUUUGAGGAGCAGCCAAUUGCCAUAGUGGACUUUCAGAUGAGGCAGUUGUGGUCAAAACAGAUCUCUAUGGUUAAGGUUUUGUGGAUGAGCCAAUCGGUAAAAGAGUGUACCUGGGAGUCAGAUCAGAACAUGCGCAAUAAGUACUCGUACUUGUCCACUGAGUAA